AAUCUAUUGUUCUCACGGUCAUGGAAGACAAAAAUAUUCGCAUAGCGGGGUGAAAAGUUAGGAUGACUGCGCUUCUGCCCCGCUCAGCUGUCUUAAGAUGUUGAAGUUGAAAGUUGAAUAUAACACAUAUGCUGUUUACUUUGGAUAUCUGCCUUAUUUGGUCAAAAUACAUUUUAUUUAUCAAUGACGUAUAUUUGUUUAAAUCCUAAGAUCAUUUUACUUUAGUGAACGGCCUUUAUCUGAAAUUGAAUGCACGCCAAGCCUGAUGGUAUUGUCUGAAGGCCAACUGUUUACAUAUGUACGGAGCAUGGCGACGAUGCUUUAUGAAUAUAUAAUUCACGGAUGACACGGUUUGAUCCACGAUUAUCAUAUAAGGAUUCUUUAAUUGAUAUGGAAAGUUUUCACGAAGGAGAAACAGACGAGGACAAUACUCCACUGCUAAUGUCUGCGAGUGAGGAUUAUUCGUCGGAACGAAAACAACUAAGAGAAGAAAACGCCGAUUUAAGACAAAGACUUCGUCGCGCACAAAAGAAGAUCAAUGAACAUAUGAAUGAAAUGAAAGGCCUUAACGAGAGGCUUACUCAAGAACGUGGUCACUUUACAAAGUUACUUAAUCAAUUAUUAAGAGAGUACUAUAGCUUGGGCGAAAAUUCCAUUUCCUUCAAAGAUGAACUGGAGGCAACGCAAAUCCUUCUUUUAAAGAAGCAAGAAAAUAUACAGGAGUUACAAACGUGUAUUGAUCGGUUGAGGACAGAAAUCUUUAAAACUGGUCAGAAAUCUUUGAUGAAAUUAUUUGAUGGUAUUGCCGGCUCUGAAUGCGAUGGUGAAUCGCAAGUGAUUGCUAAUGGUUUCGCAAAUCAUGAAAACGAUGAUCCUCACAAUGAAAAACGCCCUCCAUCACAUAGAAAGAGUGCUGAACUAAAUCCCGAUGAUCUUGUUUUAUCAUGUACAUUGUGUUCUGAAAAAAUAAGAAUCGAUGAAAUAACGAGCCAUUCGAGAAUAUGUUCCGCUCAAUCCCAAACGAAAUAUCGGCCCAUUUUGAAACCAGACACACUGAAUGUUUAUGUCACUUUAUCACAAGCAGAUAUUGAAAAUACAUCAUUCAAAAUCGUUACCAAGACCAAUCUAAUGAGUUACAGUAGUCAUCAUUAUGAUGUCCGCAGAAGCGAGUCAGAUUGUGUUUGGUUUCGAAACAAUUUGCUUGAAUUAUGUACUGAGUGUGUAGUUCCUCCCUUGGUAGAACAAACAUCAGCUAAUGGCAAAACAAGAGAACUCGAGAGAUUUCUGUUGCGCCUGUGCAAGCAUCGGAUGUUAAGAGAAAGCAGUUUACUGAAGCUUUUUUUAACUGGCUCUAAUGAGGAUAUUCAAACUGCAAAAGAAGAUUUUCUCGAGCGACAAGCUUUAAAACAAAAUGCAAUAGAGAUCAAACAAUCUGAAAUGCUAACCGGUGACAAAGGAAAACUCGUCAAAUGUAAAAAAUAUUUGGAGUCGGUGGUCCAUGGUUUAAAUGGCUUAAUUAAUCAUUUGCAGAAUAAUCUGGAGAAUAAUUCAACAAAGGGACGUGGUCGAUGGUUUAAACGCAUUGCGGAAUCUGAGCCCACGGACACCUAUUUGAAGAUGUCUGCGCAAGCAUUGAGUAAAGUUUGUGAUGAUUUGGAAAGAGGACAGGAAGAGGACGAAAAGCUAAUAAUCUGCGAUCUUCAAAGUGUUUUAGAAUAUAUUUAUUGUUGUCAGGAGUUAUUGAGAAGGGUGGAAAAUUCAGCAAAUCGAUUUUUAUAUUGGGAGGAGGAAGUUCGUGAGUGCGAGGAAAUGAAGAAAAACAUAAACAGAGAAAGUAAUUCAGAUCUUACGAGAAAAUGGGCUGAGGCUAAUUCCAAUUUACUUGGGGCUAAAGCUCACUUAGAAAUGAUGUACGAAAGUCUUGCAAAUGAGCUCGAGUAUUUUGACUAUCAAAAAGAGAUGGAACUUCGUGAUAUAUUCAUUGAGUAUACAACCUUGCAAUCUGAGCAUUAUGAAAAGGUGAAAAGUAAGUGGGAAGCAGCAACACUGAUGACAGACAUAGAACUGUCCCGUGCUAACAGGGCCAUUGUAUUCACGUAAUCGAUUCUUAAGAAUAUCAAUCCGUAUUGAUCUUGUGAUUGAGGUCAGAGGUAUGCAGCUUCAUUAGGGAAGAACGGAAAGAACUGUUUGUUAUGUUGUUAGUCAAUCAACUUCUGAUUGGGCAAUUGCGCUAAUUAGUUGAAGAAAGAUCCUUUGAAAUAAUUUGUUUAAAUUACACCCUUUUAAAUUUGCGUA
This is a messenger RNA of Xenia sp. Carnegie-2017, 2295 nucleotides long. Its product is annotated as sorting nexin-7-like. Gene Ontology annotation, molecular function: phosphatidylinositol binding. Lineage: Eukaryota; Metazoa; Cnidaria; Anthozoa; Malacalcyonacea; Xeniidae. Gene Ontology annotation, cellular component: endosome membrane; endosome. Gene Ontology annotation, biological process: early endosome to Golgi transport. The transcript is spliced from 21 exons. The coding region runs from base 343 to 2100 and encodes 585 amino acids. The record is from RefSeq and is a predicted model, not a curated record.